UUUUCAAAAUUUUGGUAUCUCUUUGUUUCCACAAAUCUAUUAUCAUGGUCUCGUUAGCCAUUUUAAUAAUUAAUAUCGGUUUAUUUUAUCUCUUUUUACUGAUGAACAGAGCCGAAGCCCAAGUAACCAGAAUUGUCACCAUUGAGGAAUUUCCAUAUUUGGGCUCACUACGUAACCGCAAAAACGAGUCUAAAUUGGCUGGCAGUGGAUACCUAUGUGAGGCGGCUCUUAUUCAUAAUCGUGUGCUUCUCACAACUGCCGAAUGUAUAGAAGGAAGAAAAGCAGAGGAUGUACUGGGUGUAGUAGGGGCUACGUGCCUGCAAGGCAUAACUACAACAUCCAAAGUACUGGCAAUCGCAACUUUAAGAUGGCAUGGCCUGUAUAAACGUGGCGCAUCAGCCUACAAUAUUGGACUGGCCUUCGCUGAUGAAGAUACACUACCCAUUAAAGGGAAACUUGAAUAUAUACCGAUUGCCAUGACGAGAACAAAACCAUUCACAAAAUGUCUUGGAGUCGGCUGGGCUGUAAAUACUGAUGCAUUGAGCAAUUGGCCAAUUGAACUACCAAACUAUAGUGCCUCCGCAAAAACUUGUUAUAGAGACACACGUACAAUUGGUACGUUUUGCACCUACCAAAGAUUUCGCAGAAGUCCUUCAGCGGACCAUGAUGACUCUGGUAUUCCGAUAACGUGCAACGGUAAACUUGCGGGAGUAUUCAUCUUACAUCCAUCCCAUCGAUUUCAUGUGUUUACAUCUGUGUACGCAUUUAGAAAAUGGAUAAACGGAGCCAUUUACCUCCACUUCAAAAAAGAUCCGCCAGCGAUGGAAGCGAUGGCAUCGAUGGAUGGCUCGAUUUGCUUCCAGUGGCUAUUUGUUUUGGCCAUUAGCAUUUAUUUGGUUGGCUGACCCUAAAAACGUUAAUGUGUAUAAUUCCUAUAUAUGAUUU
This is a messenger RNA of Drosophila arizonae, 945 nucleotides long. RefSeq names its product azurocidin-like. Gene Ontology annotation, biological process: proteolysis. Gene Ontology annotation, molecular function: serine-type endopeptidase activity. NCBI's taxonomy places the organism in Eukaryota, Metazoa, Arthropoda, Insecta, Diptera, Drosophilidae. The record is from RefSeq and is a predicted model, not a curated record.